UGUAAGCAGCGCCAAGCGUAGGAGAACAAGAGAAGAUCUCUGCGAUCCCGUUUCAUCGAUCGGAGCUCGUAGGUUCGCAGGCGAAAGAGGAAGAAAGAGAAGCUGAGAGUAUGAUACUGGCGGUGCUGUUUGCGAACGUUGAGGGAAAUAUCCUCAUCGAACGUUUUCAUGGUGUUCCUGCAGAGGAGCGGCUACACUGGCGUUCCUUCUUGGUUAAAUUAGGAGCUGACAAUCUCAAGGGUGCCAAAAAUGAAGAGCUCCUCGUUGCUUGCCACAAGUCAGUUUAUAUUGUGUACACAGUUCUAGGGGAUGUCAGCAUAUAUGUUGUGGGCAAGGACGAGUAUGAUGAACUUGCUUGUAUGUAUCCAGUUAACUGUAUUUUAUGCUUGAUGAUGAUAUGCUCACAUGUUUUGAAAUUGAAGCACUGGCUUGGAGGUCCUAGAUUCAUAACCUUUUGUUCUUUUGAGAUGAUUAAGGAGAUUUUUGGAGAAAGUGGUGGGAGAGACUUGCCCCUUUUCUGUCUUGUAAUAGAUACCGGCAACCAAUACACAAAAAUAUUUUGAAACUAGAUCUUUUCUUACUAAUAUUUCUUUUCCUAGCAUGACUUUUUGAAGAAUAAAACAAGGAAAAUUCGAAAUCAAUCGGACUGAUGAGAUAUAGAACUCACAAUCUCAACUUAUUGGGAACUGUUGUCUACCUACCGAGAAAGGGAAAAUAUCUUAUUAAUAUUUAAGAAAAGCAGGUUAUUUUGUUUAUAAAUAUUUCAUGGCAUCAUCAAUUUCAACAAUGUCAAGCAUAUUGUUGUUAUUUUUCUAGGGUCUGCAAAAGGUACAUUAUUAGCAUUUU
Messenger RNA from Arachis stenosperma, 846 nucleotides. RefSeq lists its product as uncharacterized. Gene Ontology annotation, biological process: intracellular protein transport; retrograde vesicle-mediated transport, Golgi to endoplasmic reticulum; intra-Golgi vesicle-mediated transport. The transcript is spliced from 4 exons. The coding region runs from base 111 to 563 and encodes 150 amino acids. The record is from RefSeq and is a predicted model, not a curated record. Lineage: Eukaryota; Viridiplantae; Streptophyta; Magnoliopsida; Fabales; Fabaceae. Gene Ontology annotation, cellular component: COPI vesicle coat.